Molecule: messenger RNA, 1711 nt
Organism: Oldenlandia corymbosa var. corymbosa
Lineage: Eukaryota; Viridiplantae; Streptophyta; Magnoliopsida; Gentianales; Rubiaceae
Source: the annotation of a GenBank genome assembly
AUGUCGGACGUGGUGGAAGAAAAUAUCCUUUUUGAUCAUGAUAGUGAUGGUGGCGAUGAUGAUGACGUUGACGACCUCGACCUAGGCUAUAAUGGUCUCACUAACAUAGAGGCGGAAAAUCCUCCAGGUCAAUGGGAUGACACGGUGGAAUUCCGCGUCUUGGGCGGCCGAGAGAUUCAGACCCGUGUGGAGGCUCAUAUCUCGAAGAUCUCUAGCCUCAUCUCGGUUUCUAAAGAAGCCGCUCUUGUUCUAUUGUGUAAAUAUCGCUGGGAUGUUGGCCGGAUUCUGGAUGAAUGGUUUUCUGACGAAAACAAAAUCCGGCAGGCGUGUGGGCUGGUAAAAUUUACAGAGGACGAUUCUUCCCGCGCCGGAGGGAAUCGUAAAGGCGAAUUCUUUUGUGGGAUUUGUUUGGAGACUUAUCAUCAUGACGCGGUGAACAGUUUCGCGGUCAGAACUGCCUGUGGCCAUCUCUAUUGCGAGAAUUGCUGGAGAACUUAUGUCAGCACUGCCAUUAACGGCGGCGCGGGAUCUCUAUAUCUGAGAUGCCCUCAGCCCAAUUGCGGGGCCUCUGUUUCCGACAUGAUUACUUCAUCCGCAUCCGAUGAAGACAGGGCAAAGUACGAGAAUUAUAUCUUGAGUUCCUAUGUCGGAAGUUUUAAAUACAUCAAGCGCUGUCCUGCUCCGGAGGGAUGCGAAUUCGCUGUCGAAUGUUUGUUUAGAGGUUUCGGUAACUACAAUCCCUGCUACCUCAAUGUCACUUGUAAAUGUUCGUAUCAAUUUUGCUGGAAUUGUUUAGAAGAAGCUCAUAGCCCGGUAGAUUGCGAAACAGUGGCGAAAUGGAGAUUGGAAAGCGUCUCCGAAUCACAUAACGUGGAAUGGAUCUUAGCCAACACAAAAUCUUGUCCAAAAUGCAAAAGAAGGAUUGAAAAAUAUGGUGGUUGUGACGAAAUAUGUUGCGCAGAGCCUUGCGGAUUCUUUUUCUGUUGGAUGUGUUUAAGUCCUAUGUCUGAACAUGACAACGUGGUCUGUGGUCUGUACAAGGAAGGUAAGAAGGGCGAGUUUAAUGAAGAAGAGGAGAUCAGGCAGAAGGCGAAGAAUUCACUCGAGAAAUUCUUGCAUUAUUACGAUAGAUGGGUGAUUAACCAAAACUCCAGGAUGAAGGCAUUGGCGGAUAUGAAACAAUUGCGGAUUAAUUCGGAGAAAUUUAGGAACAUUCAUCACUUGCCAGUGUGUCGUGUUCAGUUCAUCAUGGAUGCUUGUGCUCAGGUUGCGGAAUGCCGGAGGGUUCUGAAAUGGUUGUACGCAUUCGGGUAUUUUCUGCAGGUGGAGGAGAAGAUUGGGCCGGCGAAGAAGGCGUUCUUCGAUUAUGUAUGCGCGGAAGCAGAGUCUACCUUCGAGAGACUCCGUGCUUCGGUUGAGGAAGAGCUUCCGAAACACAUUCGCGAAAGAGCUCAUCCGGCCAAACUCAUGAGUUUCGGGACGAAAGUCGCUAAUCUGACGAGGAUCAAUCGGACUUACUUUCAGAACUUGGGUAAAGGAGUGGCCACUUGUGCAUCGAAGGAGAACCAACCAUGAUACAACAAUCUGACUCCUGACAACAUGUGCUGUGCUCGUGGAACAAUUUGAUCACAAUUCUAGUUUAAUUUUCUAGGAUUUCAAAUGGUUUUAGAAGCAGGGGCGAAGAAGUACAGAACUUAGUAUGAAUGGCAAG